Messenger RNA from Polyodon spathula (Mississippi paddlefish), 1875 nucleotides. Its product is annotated as CD276 antigen-like. The record is from RefSeq and is a predicted model, not a curated record. The transcript has 3 exons. Gene Ontology annotation, biological process: immune response; cell surface receptor signaling pathway; negative regulation of T cell proliferation. Lineage: Eukaryota; Metazoa; Chordata; Actinopteri; Acipenseriformes; Polyodontidae. The coding region runs from base 137 to 898 and encodes 253 amino acids. Gene Ontology annotation, cellular component: external side of plasma membrane.
UUGAGAUGUGAGAGCACUCCUAAUUGGGAGAGUUUUCAGGAGACGUGGGCGGGUUUUUGUAAAAAGUGUUCAUAAAACUUUGACCAGAGAGAGGACUGCGCACUAAAAACACCGCGGUGUGCAAAUCUCUUAAGAGAUGCAGACGGAGCGUGCAAAGAGGAUGGACUUUGCAGGAGAAGAAGCGUCCCUGAAUUCACCUGAGCUGCCCUGGAACCAGCUCUAUUUGAAGAGAAGGACAGAGUCCAGGAUCCAGUUAAGGAGGAGAGUGUGCUUCACUGGCCCUGCUGCUGCUGCUGUUACCGGGGUAUUUGCAAUCCUCAUACUGGCUGCUGGCAGGGUCAGCGGCAGUGAGUUUGUGACAGUCCCGAGCUCAGUGAAGUGUCCUGAAGGGCAGGACUGUAUCCUGAGCUGCACCUUCAACUACAUAGCUGGAGGCUGGGAUGAGAAGACAGGUGUGACCUGGAGACAAGCAGAAACAGACCACAUCGUUCACAGGUACUAUAACAACAGGGACCAGCUUGCCCAUCAGCUCCCUCAGUAUGUGAACAGGACCAGCCUGUUUGAUUCUGAGCUGCAGCGCGGGAACGCUUCACUGCUGCUGAGGAGAGUCAGGGAGGAAGACGCUGGACAGUACAAGUGCUCUGUUAAAGCUCCUCGACAGCUUGGUUCGGGCCAGACUGAGUUAAUCCUGGUUUCAGCUCAACCCCUAACAGCAGCUGUUUGGAAUAAACAACACGCCUGGUGGGUUUUAGUAGCAUUUUUUGGUGUGGUUGCAAUUCUCUUUGUCAAACUGAUCAAAAAACGUGUAGGUUGGCGCUGGAAGCCCUACAAUGCUUUGAAAGCUGUAGCGUUUAAAACAGGCAGGGCCGAUGUACACCGUGGAAGCACCCAAAGCUAAAGAGUCACUUUAAAUAAAGGAAACGUGUUAUUGAAGAGACUUUUUAAAAAUCACGUUGUUUCCUAGACAGUUGAGCUGUAAUAUGUAGCCUUGUCUUUGCAGGAUAUCAAAAUAAUCUGGCAAAUAGACAGUCAUGGUCCCAUGCUAGGGUUGUCACAUUGUACCAGUUGUACAUUGUACCAGUUUUACAAUAAACUGGAGUGUAAACUGACACGGUUUUGAGGUGCUAUGGGCGCUGGGUUUUUUUUUUUAUUCACUGUUUGUCCAUCGGUGAGCCACUGUGUUCAUUAGAACUAGCAAAUUAAAACGGACCUCUCAGGCACGAUGGACAUUAUCCACGUAAGCCAUUAAAUAAGUGAUGUGGUAUUUAAUAUAAACGGUCCUACUAAACGGUGAUCACAAGCAAACGUGAUUGUCAGUAAAUGAAACACAAAUACUCGAAAAGGCACUGUAACACUUCAUCACCGCCUUCCUUUUCAUUUAUCAAACCAGAGAAGUGACAGUAGCUGUUAUCUAUCGUAUCAGUCAAGAGAAACGCAUUAAGCACACACCAGUGCAGAGAAUCAAAAAGUCUAUAUUUGCUACUAUAUGACCAAGUCUGUGAUGCUACCGGCAUCUGUGUUAUUUUUAUUUUAAACGGUAUUGUAAAGAUGUUGCCAUCUCCUCGAGUUUGUAGGGAUUUGGUUUUAUGUAUUUUUUACAACAUUUUUAGUUUUUUCAUUAUUUAAAAAAAAAAGGUUUGUUAUACUCUCAACAAACUUGCUGUAUUACUACUUGUCUUAAUUAUAACUAUUUCCUGUGUCUCCUAUUUGAUUCUCCUCUUACAGGUGUCAGUAUUCAGAUAGUUUUUUGUAAUUGCUCUUGUUUGAAAUCGUUCUCAUCCACUACGUGCUCUUACUGGACUUCACUCCUAUAGGACGUAUUUUUACCAUAAAAUGUUAACAAUAAUGAACAACGAUAGUUCAGGUAGAAAUUAC